This is a messenger RNA of Fonsecaea multimorphosa CBS 102226, 612 nucleotides long. RefSeq lists its product as uncharacterized. Bases 1 to 612 code for a protein of 203 amino acids. Lineage: Eukaryota; Fungi; Ascomycota; Eurotiomycetes; Chaetothyriales; Herpotrichiellaceae. The transcript has a single exon. The record is from RefSeq and is a predicted model, not a curated record.
AUGUCUUCUCCUAAGAACCAUGAGAAGGCACAGCAACACCGCGGCAGGCCUGACAAAAUGAGCAUUGCGUCAGUCUUGAACGACGAUGAUCAAGAUCGGGACCAAAAGACCGAAGACCUGACAAUCCAAUUCAACAAUGUCCAGUUGACAGAAGACGACUUGGAAAACAGGGAUUUCGCGAAAGACCGUGGGAGCGAAACACCCUCCGUCAUCUCUAUUGACUCGAUCAUGGCGGGACGGAAGCGUAGGCGUCCUCGCCCCUCCUGCAAGAAAUACGGGGUCGAGCAAGUAUACUUCAUCUGGUAUCACCGAAUCGAUUUGGGCCAAGACUGGGACGACAUCGAACGAGAAUUCCACCACCAAUUCGGCGAAGCCAGAAAAAAAUCCGGGCUUCAAUGCAAAUUCUAUCGUGUUCUUGGUGAAAAAAACAUCGAAAAAGUAAGACAACAAGGAAGAUCAGGGCACAGAGGGCGAGGAAAUAAAAUCGACAAGUUCGGAGUGGUGGAAAGAACCAGCCAACGAUUUCCCUGGAUGCGACCAGAGGAUCGAUCGAAGAAGCCGACCUGCGAGACACACUCCGAAAGGAAGUGGGCAUUCAUUACUCAUACAUGA